This is a messenger RNA of Sodiomyces alkalinus F11, 3924 nucleotides long. Its product is annotated as calcium-transporting ATPase. The transcript is spliced from 3 exons. Lineage: Eukaryota; Fungi; Ascomycota; Sordariomycetes; Glomerellales; Plectosphaerellaceae. Gene Ontology annotation, molecular function: ATP binding; P-type calcium transporter activity; ATP hydrolysis activity. The coding region runs from base 1 to 3924 and encodes 1307 amino acids. Gene Ontology annotation, biological process: calcium ion transmembrane transport; intracellular calcium ion homeostasis. The record is from RefSeq and is a predicted model, not a curated record. Gene Ontology annotation, cellular component: membrane; intracellular membrane-bounded organelle.
AUGGACUCGUCUUCGAGUCGCCCGGCCUCGCGUCGGCGACCGCGCACUCCCGCUAUUACCGUCGAUACCUCGGCCGUCAACCCUGAUCGAGAACAACCGCCAAUAGACCGGUCAUCCUCCCCGAAGUCGCCUGCCUUGGAUGAUAACAACACCCUCGCCGUUCCCACAAGGACAUCACGCGCCCCAUCAGCCUCUUCUACCGCCAGCUUCGAUGCCGCCGACGCGCUCCGAAAGCAUUCGAGUGCCCGUGCUGGCAACGUGACAGGCACCGCGAAGAGUGGCCCAUCCGACCCUCUGCUUCCCGACCCCGGCGAGGAGGAGCUCUUCAAUGUUGCCAACAACCCCUUUGCCUUCUCCCCGUGCCAUCUCUCCAAACUUGUCGACCCAAAGAGCAUCGACGCUCUUGCCGCUCUCGGCGGGCUUGCGGGGCUUGAGAAGGGCCUGAGGACGGACAGGAAAGCUGGUCUCAGCAUCGACGAGAUUGAAAUCCCGAAACCCAUCACAUUCGAAGAAGCCACCGCUGCCGCACCCGAUUCCCAGUCGUCCACCAACAACUCCGACUCACCCGAUGCCGCAACGCUUGCCGACCGAGUCGAAGACGGCGACCGCCCAGACUCCCCCAAUGGCAAGGGCUCCAGCCUCCCCUUUACCGACCGCAAGCGAGUAUACGGGACGAACUCACUCCCGGAGAGGAAGUCGAAGUCUCUCCUUGAACUGGCGUGGAUUGCUCUUCAGGAUCGCGUCCUGAUCUUGCUCAGUGUUGCCGCCGUCGUGUCGCUGGCCUUGGGCUUGUACCAAACCUUUGGUCAUUCCGAGCACGAGGGUGCCAGGAUCGAGUGGGUCGAGGGCGUGGCCAUCGUCGUGGCCAUCCUUAUCGUCGUCACCGUGAGCGCAUUGAACGACUAUCAAAAGGAGCGCCAGUUUCGAAAGUUGAACAAGAAAAAGGAGGACCGCCUCGUCAAGGUUAUUCGGUCAGGCAAGCCCUGUAGCAUCUCCAUUCACCAUCUACUCGCGGGAGACGUCAUGCUGUUGGAAGCAGGAGAUAUCAUUCCCGUCGACGGCGUCUACAUCGGCGGGCACAAUGUCAGCUGCGACGAGUCGUCGGCCACCGGCGAGUCGGAUCUCAUCAGGAAGGUGCCCGCCGAGGAGGCGCUAAGCACCCUGCGUGAUGGGAACCGAAAUCUGCAGAGGCUCGACCCGUUUCUCAUCUCCGGCGCCCGAGUAUUGGACGGCGUUGGAACGUUCCUCGUCACGGCCGUGGGCGAGCAUUCGAGUUACGGCAGAACCAUGAUGGCCUUACGCGACGAUCCAGGACUGACACCGCUGCAGCUAAAGCUCAAUAUCCUUGCUGGAUACAUUGCCAAACUCGGCAGCGCUGCUGGUCUCAUCCUUCUCGCUACUCUUACGAUUGAAUUUCUUGCUCGGCUUCCUAGCAACCCCGGCACGCCAGAUGAGAAGGGACAGAAUUUCCUACAGAUCCUCAUCGUCGCUAUCACGAUUGUGGUCGUCGCCGUUCCUGAAGGGUUACCUCUUGCCGUCACUCUAUCCCUUGCGUACGCGACGAAACGCAUGACCAAGGAGAACAACCUUGUGCGCCACCUGCAAUCUUGCGAGACCAUGGGUAAUGCGACCGUCAUCUGCUCAGACAAGACGGGCACUUUGACGGAGAACGUCAUGACUGUGGUCGCCGGAGCCCUGGGCACGGGAAGUGUCCGCUUCGGCGAGCAUGAUGUGUCUGAGGCGUCGGACGACGAAGCGGCCGAGCCACCGACCCCGAGCAAGAUUUCCGUCAUGGACGACGCGAAACCCUCCGACACGGCGUCUCCCGUCUCUCCCGCUGUUGCGUACUUCGCCACCGGUAAACUGUCGACUGGACUGGCCGCGGAAUUCCGUGAGCUCGUGAAGCAGUCGGUCGCCAUGAACAGCACUGCAUUCGAAGCUGAGGAGAAGGGGAAACACGUUUUCGUCGGCACAAAGACCGAGUCGGCGCUUCUCGAUUGGGUUCGCCGGUGUUUCGCACUCGGCCCCAUUGCCGAAGAACGCGCCAGCCACCCCACGCAGCAGUUUUCUCCCUUCAGCUCGAAGCGGAAGUGCAUGGGUAUCGUCAUUCGGUUGCCGAACAAUAAGUGGCGUUUCUUUGUCAAGGGCGCGCCGGAGAUUCUCCUGGCCCAGUGCAACUCGGCCGUCGCGGAUCCCACCCAGUCGCUGGCACUGGCCAGACUCGGAGACGGCGAGAAAGACGAGAUUCACAACAUCAUCACGAUGUAUGCUAGGCAAUCGCUUCGGACGCUAGCCCUGGCGUACCGCGACUUCGACAGCUGGCCGCCCCCGAACGUCCGCAGGCACGAGGGCACGGAUAAUAUGGAGUUCUCUGACCUCUUCCAGGAUAUGACGUGGCUCGGUGUCGUUGGUAUCCAGGACCCUGUCCGGAAGGGUGUCCCCGCGGCGGUGAGGGACUGCCACACGGCGUCGGUUUCGGUCAAGAUGGUCACGGGCGAUAACGUGGAGACGGCCAAGGCCAUCGCUCGCGAGUGCGGCAUCUUGACGGAGAACGGGCUUGUCAUGGAGGGCGUCGAGUUCCGUCGACUUUCCGAGGCGGAGAGGGCUAGCAUGGUCAGGGAUCUUCAAGUGCUCGCACGAUCCAGUCCCGAGGACAAGAAGAUCCUCGUCAAGGCACUGAGGGCACUGGGAGACGUCGUCGCAGCCACGGGUGACGGAACGAACGACGCGCCGGCCCUCAAGGCAGCCGACGUGGGGUUCUCUAUGGGCAUCACGGGCACCGAAGUGGCCAAGGAGGCAUCCGAUAUUAUCCUCAUGGACGAUAACUUUUCGUCGAUUGUGGGUGCGCUGGCGUGGGGUCGGGCGAUCAACGACGCGGUCAAGAAAUUUCUUCAGUUCCAGAUUACGGUGAACAUCACGGCCGUUAUCCUCACGUUCGUGUCUGCGGUGGCGGACGAAGGCGAGCAGUCGGUUCUGUCGGCGAUCCAGCUUCUCUGGGUUAACCUCAUCAUGGACACGUUCGCGGCGCUCGCACUGGCGACGGAUCCGCCGACAGAGUCCCAACUGAAGCGGAAGCCCGAUCCUAAAACGGCGCCGCUGAUUACACUUACGAUGUGGAAGAUGAUUAUCGGACAGUCGAUCUACCAGCUCAUCGGGUGCUUCGUGCUCCACUUUGCGGGGCCAUCGUUCCUCCCCUACCCGCGCGACCAGAUGAAGUCGCUCGUGUUCAACACGUUCGUAUUCAUGCAGAUCUUUAAGCUAUUCAACAGCAGGCGCAUCGACAACAAGCUCAACAUUUUCGAGGGUCUAUCGCGGAACCGGCUGUUCAUGCUGAUGCUGGCCAUCAUGAUUGCCGGGCAGGUGCUCAUCAUCUUCGUGGGCGGGGCGGCGUUCGUGGUGGUGCGGCUCAACGGUCCGCAAUGGGGCAUCUCCCUGGUGCUCGGGUCCCUCUCGAUUCCCGUGGGCGUUCUCAUCCGGCUGUUUCCCGACUCGAUCAUCCGGUCCUGCACGCAGUUCGUGGUCCGACACACGCCGCGCAUCCCGGUGCCCAAGUUUUUGAAGCGCAAGAAGAGCGCCGAGCAAGUGGAGGCGCAGAACGGCGUGGGGACGGCGUUCAUGACGCUCCGCAACGACCUCGCGUUCCUGAAGCGCGUGCGCGGCGGACGCAUCCACCUGAUCAGCGAGGCCAUCGCGCGGCCGGUGGAGACGGUGCGGCGCGCACGGAGCAGCAGCCGGGCGGGAGGGUCGGGAUCGGAAGACGAGCGGUCGUCCAUGUCGCCGAUUCGGUCGGCGAUGGGCUCGGCGAUGGGCAUGCCUGGACUUUUGGCGGCCAGCAUCGGAGGCCUGUCGCCGAUGGAGCGGCAAAACUCGGCGACGAGCGUCGAAAGCAGGGGGCAGGAGCAGCAACCAAAACAGCAAGUGUGA